Molecule: messenger RNA, 1625 nt
Organism: Theobroma umbraticum
Lineage: Eukaryota; Viridiplantae; Streptophyta; Magnoliopsida; Malvales; Malvaceae
Gene: NUDT8
Product: nudix hydrolase homolog 8
Molecular function (GO): NADH pyrophosphatase activity; NAD binding; ADP-ribose diphosphatase activity
Source: RefSeq, a predicted model, not a curated record
CUUGCGUGUCAUCAUCACUCAACACCCAUUUCACACCACAAAUUCAGCAACACAUCACUCGAAUUAAUUUCUUAAUCUUUUGCUUAAUUGGAUAAAGGAAUCAAGACUGCUCUGAUAGUCGUCUAAAACUGGAGUAGUUGGGAGUUUUAGAUACUGUUGCAAAUGGAGGGCAGCUUUUUUAGUUGCAAGUCUAUGCCAAUGUCCGAGAUAGCAUACAUGGAGAGGACAUAUUCAAGCCAGUUGUUGAGUUUCAGGCCAUUGGUUGAUGCUAAGUCCACCCCGCAGUUCUGUUUUAGCAGAGGUAUAUCUCCGAAGGCUUCUUAUUCAAGUACCCCGAACAACACAUAUGUGCCAAAGAAAGCUCUCAGUUCCGUUGAGCAAGAAAAACUUGGAGCAGGGAAUUUACUAUAUCAGAUUAAUGGAUCAAAUUCAAGUUUGUUCACCAGGAAUAUGAGAAUACUCUAUGCCUUUGAUGAUGAGUAUGGUGGAGUCAUUGUUGAUACAGAAAGAUUACCCGCUAAUCCAAAUGUCUUUGCAUCCAUGCUUCGUUUCUCACUUUCUCACUGGAAGGCGAAGGAAAAGAAGGGAAUUUGGCUGAAGUUGCCAGUGGAAAAGUCAGAUCUUGUUCCAGUUGCUGUCAAGGAAGGAUUUGAAUAUCAUCACGCAGAGAGAGGAUAUGUAAUGUUAACUUACUGGCUACCUGAAGGACCCAGCAUGCUUCCUGCUAAUGCUUCACAUCAAGUAGGGGUUGGAGGAUUUGUCAUCAAUGACAAAAAUGAGGUUCUUGUAGUACAAGAGAAAUACUGUGCUCCAGCAUUUGUUGAGCUUUGGAAAAUACCAACCGGUUUCAUUGUUGAGUCAGAGGAGAUUUUUACUGGAGCUGUAAGAGAAGUCAAGGAAGAAACUGGGAUUGACACUGAGUUUGUGGAAGUAGUAGCAUUCAGGCAUGUGCACAAUGUGGCCUUUGAAAAGUCAGAUUUGUUUUUCAUCUGCAUGCUAAAACCACUAUCAACUCAGAUUAUGGUUGAUGAUAAUGAAAUUGAAGCAGCCAAGUGGAUGCCUUUAGUUGAGUUUGUGGAGCAACCACUGAUUCAAGAAGAUUGCAUGUUCAAGAAAGUCAUUGACAUCUGCAUUGCCCGCCUGGGGAAGCGCUAUUGUGGAUUGUCUGUACAUCAAUUGGCUUCUAGAUUUGAUGAUAAAAAUUCUUCUCUGUACUAUAAUGUCGUUGACUCACAAGAGAUCAACUGUAUAGGCAACUGAAACAAUUCAAGAUCACUACACACUGCUCCUUUCCGCCCUUGUCAUUGCCUUGUGGAAAUCCGUUUCGUCUUUGCAUUCAAAACGGGGGUAAUAAUCCAUGGAGCCUGUCUCUAUAUUGAGAAGUACUACCAUUUUUGCGAAGAAGGCAGCUGAUACAUAACUUGUAAUUACAAAUAUAUUUCUAAAGUAAGUAUGCCUUUGAAUGUAAAAAUAUGGUUAGUUUAAAUUUAGAUGUGUGAUAAUCGCUCUUUCUCAUUUUUAUUUUCAUUCCUUAGAUGUUCAUGUCUCUUUUGCUUGAUAAAGCACAAACUUUUGGCAAUAUUUAGAAGUUAGAAGAUUCAGAAUUGAUCAAGUUGCUUUCCCCA